Triplophysa dalaica is the source of this 1698-nucleotide messenger RNA. RefSeq lists its product as uncharacterized. The record is from RefSeq and is a predicted model, not a curated record. The transcript is spliced from 6 exons. Lineage: Eukaryota; Metazoa; Chordata; Actinopteri; Cypriniformes; Nemacheilidae. Bases 280 to 1404 code for a protein of 374 amino acids.
AUUUUUCUUUUGUCAGUCACAGCAAAAAAUAAAUAAAUACACAGGCUUGUUUAAACACGCGACUGACCCGAAGUCAUCGACCUUCGUGUGGGUUGUCGAGCUCACACAGUCAUGAGAAAUUCUCCGCAAACAACGCAAAUUUGUUUUAGAUACGCGCUCCCACGCGCUCGUGCUCACUAUUGGCGCGUUUGAUUGGUCGUCUACAUAUAGUGUUUAAAAGCGCUUUUCCUCAGACUGCACUCUUUAUUCGCACUGGAUUUAUUUGUAGUCUAACUGAAAAUGGUUCGCACGUUCAUUCUGAUGUGUCUUCUGGUUGGUGGGAGAGCGUGUUUAAUUUCCGAGAGUGUAGAACAACAUGUAUGGACAGAGGGACGUGCUGUUACUCUAAAGACUGAUCUUACUGAACUACAGAGAGAUCAUGUGAUACUAUGGAAGUUUUAUGGUGGAAGUACAAUCUUAGCAAAGAUCGACAGAGAAACAAAUGAGACGUCAAUACCUGGAAAUGCUGAUGAGAGAUUCAGAGACAGACUGAAGCUGAACGAUAAGACUGGAGAUCUCAUCAUCACACACAGCAAGACCUCAGACUCUGGAUUAUACAAGAUGGAGAUCAGAGACAACACAGGGACAAGACACAGGAUAUUCGGAGUUCAUGUUGAAAUUGAAUUUAUAGGUGUAGAACAACAUUUAUGGACAGAGGGACGUGCUGUUACUCUAAAGACGGAUUUUACUGAACUACAGACAGAUCAGGAGAUACUGUGGAGGUUUAAUAAUGAAACUACAAUCUUAGCAAAGAUCAACAGAGAAACAAAUGAGACGCCAAUACCUGGAAAUGCUGAUGAGAGAUUCAGAGACAGACUGAAGCUGAACGAUACGACUGGAGAUCUCAUCAUCACACACAGCAAGACCUCAGACUCUGGAGAUUAUAGGAUGGAGAUCAAAGACAGCACAGAUACAAGACACAUGAGAUUCAGUGUUACUGUCAGUGACUUUGGUGUUCCAAAGGGGUUUGUGCUGGUGAUGUAUGGACGUUCUGUUACUCUAAAAACUGGUCUCAAUGAACUACAGACAGAUCAGGAGAUACUGUGGAUGUUAAAUGAUGAAAAUAAAAUCUUAGCAAAGAUCAACAGAGAAACAAAUGAGACGUCAAUACCUGGAAAUGCUGAUGAGAGAUUCAGAGACAGACUGAAGCUGAACGAUACGACAGGAGAUCUCAUCAUCACACACAGCAAGACCUCAGACGAUGGAGAAUAUAGGAUGGAGAUCAGAGACAAGACAGAGACAAGACACAGGAGAUUCAGUGUUAUUGUCAGUGAUUCAGUGAAAACUAAAGAAAAUGAAUCAACAACAGUUUUGAAGCCUUUAGUGAAUAAAGCAGAAGAUGAAGAUGAUUUAAUAAUUACUUAAACAACUAUCAGCUAAAUAUAAACAGUAUUAAAAAAGUGUUUGUUUCUGAUCAUUUAUGUGCUUUAAUGGAUAAACUGAUUAUUUAGUAAUGGCUGUUUUAACAGUAAACACAUGCUAGUGUUGUGUUCGAGCUGCUCAACAUGUUAUACUAAAUACACAAUGUAUGUCAUUAUUAAUGAAUUAAGAAUGGUUCUUUGUGUUCUGUUUGUGGCUUUAUAUAUAUAUAUAUGAACAAAUAAUCUACAUACACGUUUCUUAUCAUUUUAAAUGUUAUAUAAAGAUACUUUUAUUAUA